Molecule: messenger RNA, 1926 nt
Organism: Adelges cooleyi (spruce gall adelgid)
Lineage: Eukaryota; Metazoa; Arthropoda; Insecta; Hemiptera; Adelgidae
Product: proton-coupled amino acid transporter-like protein CG1139
Exons: 9
Coding region: 240-1640 (466 amino acids)
Biological process (GO): amino acid transmembrane transport
Cellular component (GO): vacuolar membrane
Molecular function (GO): amino acid transmembrane transporter activity
Source: RefSeq, a predicted model, not a curated record
CGGCUUUGCACACAGUAGUCCGGUGCAUCCUCGCAUUUGAGUACCAUCUAACCAUAGUCGGUCGCGGCUUGUGAACCCAUCACCGUCGGCUUGGUCGUGUUAUCACACCGCGUGAAUGACCGACCGUCUGUAAGUGUAGGACCCACGUGGAGAACCGAGAAAAUCGCACACCUUCCGGCGGGGUUUAAGUUGCACACAUCGAAGACGACCGUCUGUGACAGGACGAGGUUGACGCUACUAUGUCGGAGACAUUGGCCCUAACGGGAAUCGGACCCCCCGACAAGGAACUUAAAGAACACAAAUUGAAAACGUACAAAGUUACCGUAACGUCUGAUGAUGAUACUCACCAGACGUCCAACGGAGUCCCACCAUACGACCCACACGCUCAUCGUAUACUCGAACAUCCUACAAAUAAUUCAGAAACCCUCAUCCAUUUACUCAAGGGCAGUCUCGGUACCGGAAUAUUGGCUAUGCCAAAUGCCUUUUACAAUUCCGGUCUGCUCGUUGGAACUGUAGGCACCAUACUUAUUGGGAUUCUGUGCACUUAUUGCUUACACGUUUUAAUUAGAUCUCAAUACAUACUAUGCAAGAGACUGCGAGAGCCAAUACUGAGUUAUCCGGAUUCGAUGAAGUACGCGCUGCAGAACGGCCCGUCAUUUUUGAGAUUUGGAGUCCCACUCUCGGCGCUAAUCGUCGACGGAUUCCUAAUAACCUAUCAGCUGGGCAUAUGCUGUGUGUACAUCAUGUUUAUAGGGUCCAGCAUCAAACAGGUUUUGGACAUGUACAUUGAACCGAUGGACGAGCGGUACUAUAUGAUAAUGUUGUUGCUGCCGUUAAUAGCAAUAAAUCUGAUCAGAAAUCUGAAACUGUUGGCGCCUUUCUCGCAGCUAGCCAACAUCAUCACGUUCGUCGGUCUUGGAAUCGUUCUUUGGUAUGUUUUCACGGACUUGCCGCCAAUUUCUUCCCGACCUUUGGUCGGUGAGCCUCGCAAGUACACCUUGUUCGUGGGCACUACUUUGUUCGCGUUGGAAGCAGUUGGCGUGGUGUUGGCUUUGGAAAACAACAUGAAAACACCCGCGUCUUUCGGAGGUACCACCGGCGUGUUGAACGUAGGCAUGACGGCCAUAACCCUCAUGUAUGUCGCUGUGGGCUUUUUCGGGUACGUCAAGUACGGACAGGAAGCCAAGGGCAGCAUAACUCUUAAUUUACCGGAACUGGACUUACUCGCGCAAGCCGUCAAACUGAUUUUCGCAGUGGCAAUAUUUAUUACAUACGCCCUUCAAGCAUACGUAGCGGUGGACAUAAUAUGGAACACUUAUAUGAAAAAGAGAAUUCAAAACUGGGACAAAGCCACGAUGGAAUACGGUCUCCGGGUGUCUGUCGUUCUCGUCACUUUCGUGUUGGCGGUUUCCAUUCCUCGGUUGGAACUGUUCAUUUCGCUGUUUGGCGCCCUUUGCCUGUCCGUGUUGGGCAUCGCUUUCCCGGCACUUAUUGAGAUUUGCGUGCUAUGGCCCGAAGACGACUUCGGACCCUUUAGGUACGUGCUAUGGAAAGACAUCUUGUUGAUCAUCAUCGGUGUUCUGGCGUUGGUGUUGGGCACGUACAUCAGCGUGCAAGACAUUGUCAGGUCGUUCAACUGAAGAAACAAUACCGGCGGCCUACCCUGUCUGAUAAAUGAUAAUUAUAGUUUUUUUUUUUUUUAUUACUUAUUACCUUUUUUUUUAAACUUAGCUUAUACAAUUUCGACCAAUAGUUCUUUUAAUUUGUAUUAGUAUUGUUGUUCAUCGGCAGGGUCGUUGGAACUCUACCUAAAAAAUGCAUUGUACACGAAAAAAAAAAUACAGGAAGAGUCACGUCUCGCGCCCGUUGUUAAUGCUAUUUUUGUAUAAAUAUUAUUAUGAUUUAUGAAAUAUUAUCUUUUAUUAA